Molecule: messenger RNA, 722 nt
Organism: Notechis scutatus (mainland tiger snake)
Lineage: Eukaryota; Metazoa; Chordata; Lepidosauria; Squamata; Elapidae
Source: RefSeq, a predicted model, not a curated record
AUGGAGUCAGACAACUAUGAGGACGAAUUGCAUAACCCUUGUGAAUCGGUAUACUGUGGUUCCUCAGCUGAAUCUGAGCCAGAAACAAAGGCAGUCACAACCUUUAUCCGGGCACACCUUGCUUCUAUCAAAGGAUAUAUAACCAUCCACGCCUAUUCUCAGAUGCUACUUUUUCCUUAUGGCUAUACAGAAGAAGAAGUACCUAUUCAUGACAAACUGAAUAAAUUGGCUAAGGAAGCUGUGGGUGCUUUACAUAGCCUCCAUCAAACAGAGUAUAUAUAUGGAGCAAUCGCAACCACAAUUUAUCCUUGUUCUGGAGUUUCCACAGAUUGGGCUUACGAUGAAGGAAUAAAAUAUUCGUUCAGCUUUGAACUUCGUGACCGUGGCCAAUAUGGUUUUCUCCUGCCUGAAAGUCAGAUAAAACCUACCUGUAUGGAAACUAUGCUGGCAAUCAAAGUACUUGCCAAAUACAUUGUCAACAAUGAUCAGUGAACACUUGGUCACACUUCCUUACAAAAUAAAUUCUCUCCUUCUUGGCUGCAAUUGUCUCCUUGAUUCUACCAGUAAUUAUAGAUUCUCUUUUCUGAUUUUUCUAUUCCACUGAUAUUUUGUUGUCUUUCCCUUUGAUGUCUUUCAGCACUAAUUAAACUUUGAAAAUGCAGUGUGAAGGACAAAUUUCCUAAUGGAUUUAUUUUAUUCAAGCAUAUGAAAGACAUUUGCUG